UAGAGGUCGCUGUGUCAGUGUUUACAAUAUUUGGAACAUGUUUCAACUUAUUUUUGAUUUACUAGUGCAAUGAAGUAUUAGAUCUGCAUUUUGUAAAGAAAAUGGGACCAAAAGAAAGACUUAGCCAAGAGGACAUAAAAAUUGUGCGUCAGGCGAAUCUCCUCCUGGAACAGCUGAAUGCGGGCAGCAGUCUGAGUUGUGUGGAGGACAUUAACGCCGCUGUGUAUGUCACGUUGUUUGAAGGUCUCUGUGGGGAGAAGUUACAGGGUGUCAUACAGAAGCCAGUCAGUAGGGAAGAUGAGAUACAAAAUGUACAGUUAGUAAUAGAUAUCUUAUCUCGAGAUAUUCUUCACACAUCACUCGCUCACAUCACAGGACGAGACACUAUUGAUGGAAAUCGCGAGUCCAUCCUUAACUUGCUAGAGAUAUUUGGAGGACUUCUAGAGUAUAUUUUGAACAAAAUAGAAAGUGAUGUUUCAACAGAUGGGGAAGGUGAUCCAGAUGAACUGGAUGAAGAUCCGGAUGCUGUACAUCCGGAAGUGAUUGACAAAAUCUUAGAACGGGAGCUCCAGCAGAACUACAGUCUGGAGGGGAGUCCAGAACGAAUCACCCCCAAAGGUAGUCCUGUCAGGAGGUCUCCCCUCAAAUCCCCAAAGUCUCAGCUCAGGAGGAAAACACUGUUAAGUCCCUCCAAAGCUUCUAAAAUCAGUAGUCCUUCUCCAAAGAAAACUUUGAGUGAAACUGAAGACCUGAUUGCUGCAGUAAAUGACACUUCAACUGGAUGUAAAGAACCCACAGUCAGCACAGACCAAAAUUCUACCAAUGAACUUAUCAAAGAGGGAGAGAAUCUAGAAAAAGAUUUGCUGUCAGAUAGAUACAGACCAGGCAAAACAUCAGCACAGAUAAGAGAAGACCUAGCCAGACAUAGAAGAGAUCUUGGUCUUCCUAAAGAUCCCUUUUCAGACCUAGUUCCAGUGACUGAAACAGAUGACAAAAAGCAGAGUAACCUGAAGAUGGCCAGCAGUAGAGGUACAGAGUCGUACGAGAACUUACGUAACCUGGUAGAGGAGACAGCUGCCAUGGCGGAGGAGGCCCUGUACUGUAGUCCUAACCAGGCCAGGACCAUCCUCAGAAGUAUGGAGAAUGAUUAUAACACGGGGAAGUUCACCAGAACACACCCCAGUCCAAAGAAAGACCUAUUUGGAAGUCCAACCAGAAAAACAAAGAGUCCAACUCGUGUCUCAGAGGAUGAAUUCUUCUCGGAUUCAGAGCUGACACCAAGCCGUGCCAAGAGGAAGGUGUCCUUUAUGGUAGAGCGGUCUACAACCUCAGACUCCAGCCCCAGCUUCUUAAGGACUGCCCCCAGAUAUAAACCUAAAACUAAGACAGCCUGGACUGAGAAGAAGGAGGGAUCAAAGAAAGCCAGUCGUCCUCGUCAGGACAAUACACAAAGGAGGGGCACCUCGGGGGACAGCAGUCUCUUUGACUUCGAGAAAAACCCCGCCAACUUUUCCUACGAUGAUUACUUAAAGAAACAGUUCCAUGAAAUCAUUGAUGAUGUUCUGAGUGAGGACGAGGCCAUGCCGGCCAGAUUUAGGUCACGGAACGAUCAGCAAAAAAUUCACUCAAGUCGAUUAGGCAGUAAAUCAAAGGGAAAUUACUCCAUCUCUGAUACACAGCGACUGUUGAAUAAUGAAAAAGGUGUCAACAAACGAAAAGUCGAUUUUCUACAAAGAAUAUACAGAGAAGAUUUAGAUGAACUUCAGAAUGAAGCAGAGUAUGGAUUAAGUCAAGAUAGGAAGGGUGCUAAACAGGUGGAAGAUGUAUACAAGAAGAAAGUGUUGACAGGUCCCAAGGCCAGUGUUAAACCAAAGGAACCAGGAAUGAAGAAGAAAAUGCCAGUUCACAAGCCCAGUGUGUGUAGUAAAGCUAAACGAAAAUCUCCUAGUGGUGCAACAGCUAUACCCAAACAGAAAAUGACGAUUAAGGAUGAUGAGGACAUAUUACCCCUGCUGCUGAAGGAGUUCCCUCACCUCCACCUGUCCCUCCACACCUGGCACGAACUAUGGAGGAAGGGCAUCCACCAGAUAGAGCAGGUCACACGGGCCAACCAGGAAGUCCGACGCAAAAAGAGUAAAGCCAAGGCUGAGCUGGAAGAGGCAGAAAAACGACAUGAAAUCAUGGUCAAUAUAAUGAAGAAAGAAUUGGAGCAUGGUCAGCGUAUGAAAGAAAUUAAAGAAAGACAAAAGCAGACAGUGGCUGCCAAGAAUCUGAUCCAAGAGAAGCGAGCUCAGUCAGCUCGAUCUCGUAAAUAUUACGACGAUUACCAGGUCAGGAUGAGAUCCAAGAUGCUCAAGAGGCGCACUCGAGAAGAAAUGAUAUUCCGCAAACUUUUUAAAGAUGGAUUGGAUAUCCAAAAGGACCGUGUGCGAGAGUUGAAGAAAUAUGCCCAGGAACAGCGGGAUUCUCAGGCCAGUGCUCAAAGGAACGAGAUUGAGUCCAUGGAGAACUAUUACCGUGAUCAAUUUGAAAUGCUGGCAGAAUCCAUAAGUAAGGAAAGAAAAGAAAUUUUAAUCAGAGAAAAGGCCCAACAGAAGGUACUAGAACAGAUGAAGAAAGAGUUGCGUAAGAAGAUGGAGUCAGAGAUCCACUUGUUACAGGAUCAGCUGGUAAGGGACGAUGACGACGCGUACUUCCGACAACUCGACGCAGAUCGCGUCAUUCACAACUUACAGCUGGCCAAAUAUCACGUCAACGUAUAGUGUAUGGACAUAACAUUAAACACUAACUGUGAUAUAUUCCUGGGAUCUUUAUCCAGUGGUAAAGAAAACCAGGGUCUAAUUUAUUUUUUUCAAAUAGAAAAUGAACUGUGCAUGAGAAAAAAAUGACUAUAAUGAUUUUUUUCAUUAAAAAAAAAACACUAAAGUAAUAUUAGUCCUUAUACAGAAAUCUGCUUCAGAAUCUGUUUUAAAACCACAACAGAAAUACUGAGUAUUUCUGAUCUGAUAUACAGGUACAAUCAUGUACAAUGUACGUACACAAUCAUGUACAAUAUCAUUCACUUGUCUAUCAUGAUUAUGACAAAGUAUUUUUAGACUUUAUGUGUAAGUACUUGCAAUAGUCUA
Saccostrea cuccullata (small rock oyster) is the source of this 3125-nucleotide messenger RNA. Its product is annotated as centrosomal protein of 95 kDa-like. The record is from RefSeq and is a predicted model, not a curated record. Bases 102 to 2762 code for a protein of 886 amino acids. NCBI's taxonomy places the organism in Eukaryota, Metazoa, Mollusca, Bivalvia, Ostreida, Ostreidae. Gene Ontology annotation, cellular component: centrosome; spindle pole. The transcript has 22 exons.